Molecule: messenger RNA, 2237 nt
Organism: Caenorhabditis angaria
Lineage: Eukaryota; Metazoa; Nematoda; Chromadorea; Rhabditida; Rhabditidae
Source: the annotation of a GenBank genome assembly
AUGCCUGGUAUUCGUAAUGAUAUUGUUAUGGAUAUUGUAAGAGUAUUUUCGCUCACACCAAAAAGUGACAGAGAAUAUAUACAAAAUGUUUAUCACAGCCUGUACAAUCAAAGUUUGUCAGAAAAAUUGGAUGAAUAUUUGAGUGCCGAAUCAAAUGAUAUUAAAAUGUUUAUUCAAGAUUUGGCAUUGGGACCAAGCUAUUUUGAUGCUAAAUUGCUUUAUGAUGCCAUUAAUAAUGAUAUUUCGAAUGCUGACGAUGUAUUGGUUGAAAUAAUGAUAUCAAGAAGUUAUCAAGAAAAACAAGAAAUCAAAAAAGUAUAUCAAAAUGUUCUCAAAAAAGAUCUCGAAAAACAUUUAAAAGAGAAAUUCACUGAAGAUUUUCUAAAACUUCUAAUAUCACUUUCUAUUGGCCUUCGAGAUAAUUCGACUUUUGUUAACUUCUAUUUAGCUCAUUGUGAUGCUGAAAGAUUAUAUUCAUCUGGAGAAGCUCAAUUUUUUGGAACUGAUGAAUCAGUUUUCAAUCAGAUUUUUGUUUCUCGAAACUUUGCACAUCUUCGACAAGUUUUUGAAUAUUAUGAAAAAGUGAGCAGACUUACAAUCGAGAAAUCGCUAGAAAACGAGUUUUCUUCUAGUAUUUUACACGGUCUUUUACAACUCACUCGAUAUACUCGGAACAAAUCGAAAUAUUUUGCUGAUAAACUUGAAGAUAAAGAUUCAAUGUUGCGUAUUUUCCUAACUCUUUCGGAGAAUGAUUUAUAUGAAGUGAUUGAGGAAUAUGGUGGAAUUGAAAAAAUUAUAAAAUUGAUUGAAAGAAAAAUACCUCAAGAUUUUGGAAGAAUUCUGCAUUUGUUUGUAGUUUUAAAAACUUUUAAUAAAUGAUUUAUAGAUGAAUGAAUGUUGUGUUUAUUCAAAGGUGUUCUGGCAUUUUUCUGAUUCCAAGAAAUAUUUCGGUUUUGCGGAUUCCUGAUCUGAUUAAACCCUGCCAUAGCUUCAAUUUGAUUUGCUCUGAGCUUAUAAACUUUGUGGUUUCCAAUUUUAUUUUUCAGAUAGCUUGAAGUAAAUUUUCGAACACAUUCCUAUUAAUUUUCUGGAAAUCUGGCCCAUUCUGAAUCUUCUCGACCUUUUUUUAGAUCAAAUUUUCCCUUCCCGCUUUCGAGAGCCACGUCGAUGUCUCAAAGUCAUUAAACAUGUGAAAAUUUCUAGCUUAAAACCAGCGUCUGAAGAAUAAUUUUCUGAAAAAAAAAAUGAUACAACUUUUUCAAAUCUUUCUUGCCAACUGUUUUUUAUUAUUUGCUCUCUCAAUUUCUGAAUUUCAUAGCCAAUACAGAGCUGAUCAAAUCAAUAGCGACUUGCUUGUCAACAAAAUAAGUCAAUGGAGACAUGUUUAUGAGAUAUUGGCACAAUAUACGAAUGAUGAGCGACAAGUAAUCGCAUUACGGUAUAAAGAUAGUUAUGGUGAAGAAUUGAGGGAUGUUUUGGGAAGAGCUAUGCAACAAUAUGAACUUGCACUUGCAUUAAUUGACAGACCCAUAGAAUAUGAUGCUAGAUUAUUAUACAAUGCUAUUAAUAGACCUGGAACUGAUGAAGAUGUUUUGAUUGAAAUAUUUAUAACAAGAAAAUAUGAAGAAAUUAUGGAAAUUCGAAAAGAAUAUAAAGAAACUUAUGGAACAGAUCUUUAUAAUGAUUUGGAUGAUGAUCUUUCAGGAAUGUUUAAAUAUUUCAUUUUUUCGAUUGCUGGUUAUAAUGAAAAUCGAGUUAAGGAUAAUUCUACUGAUAUUGAAAAAGCAAAAAAAGACGCUUUGAAUUUGAUGAAUCCUUACAACACAACUCAAUGUAUUUGUUUGUUAAGUUCAUUGAAUUUGAAUCAACUUCGAUUAAUUUUCGAUGAAUAUCAAAAACUAUCAAAUCAGCCUAUCGAAACUCUUCUGAAUAAUGAACGCGAUGAUGAUCUCCGUUCUGGUUUCUUGCAAAUUGUCAAAGUUGUUCGAGAUACUCCAAAAUAUUUUGCUGAGAAAUUAUAUAAUGCUGUUGCUGGAUUUGGAACUGAUAAUGAUGCAUUGAGGAGAAUUAUUGUGACUCGAUCCGAAAUCGAUUUACCAAAAAUUAUGAGCGAAUUUACGAAACAGCCAUGGAAAAUGUCACUGAGGGAUGCAAUUUGGGAUGAGGAUAUUACUAAUUCUCAAAUUUCACUUACGGAUUUUCUGGAUAAUUAUCAUGGUUACACUUCAAAAGUAUGA